This is a messenger RNA of Penicillium mononematosum, 909 nucleotides long. Its product is annotated as RNA polymerase III-inhibiting protein MAF1. Gene Ontology annotation, cellular component: nucleus. Gene Ontology annotation, biological process: negative regulation of transcription by RNA polymerase III. The transcript is spliced from 3 exons. Gene Ontology annotation, molecular function: RNA polymerase III core binding. Lineage: Eukaryota; Fungi; Ascomycota; Eurotiomycetes; Eurotiales; Aspergillaceae. The record is from RefSeq and is a predicted model, not a curated record. Bases 1 to 909 code for a protein of 302 amino acids.
AUGAAGUUUCUCCCACUGCCAGAGUUCGAGGACGUAACCAGUUCUCUGAAUUUCGAUACAACCGACUGCCACAUCACCGGCGGCUGUGAUAUUUACACCACCAAGGCGGCACGCUCCGAUCGGAAACUCUACAACCAUAUCGAGCAGUCGCUGGAGGCUCAAUAUGAAUCCGUGCUUCGAUUUUCAGCUUCACUUUCACCUCCAAAUGCACACGAUGCCGCCGAGACCCUGAAUCUAUCGCGAUCAAGUCCGUUCGGACCCCUGAGCGACCAUUCGAGCCGACGGACAUUCGCCUAUUUGAUCGCCACUUUGAACGCCAGUCACCCAGAUUACGACUUUUCACAAGUCCUGCGCCCGACUGAUUUCCGGCGGGAACGGAACUUGAAGCGUGUCAUGAACACACAGGAUCAUCUUCUGCGUGGGGCCCCCCGGGUAUGGAAAACAAUAGAUGAGCACAUGUCGCUUAAGGAGUGCUCUAUCUAUUCAUAUUCGCCCGAGGAGGACCCGUCCGACGCCGAUGAUGGGGCUAUCUGGAGUCUACAUUAUUUCUUCUUCAAUCCGAUUCGCAAGCGCGUCUGCUACAUCUUCCUCCGCGCGAUCCCAAUCCUCAGCCACACCCCCGACGAGAUGGCCACUACACCUACUGGGAAGCGGACAUACGACGAGGGAUACCUUACGCCGGAUCUUAGCUCUAGCAAGCGUGCUAAGUUUUGGUUUGGAGAACGGGCUAGAUCAUCUCUUAUCGCCAGCGAUAGUGAUGAUGAGAUGGAUCGCCCUCCAAAGACGAUUCGCACCGGAGUGGACGAAUAUGACCCGUACGUGAUCAGUGACGACGACGAGCAUCUUCCAAAUGCCCGCCGCGGAGUCCGUGCCAUGAGUGAGGAAAUUGCAGCCUCCAUGGAAGUCUAA